CCUCCAGCUCGCGCUGCCACGUGAGGCGCGCGCACGUGGGCGAGCGCGUGGACAGUGCCGUGUACAGUGCGGUGUGAUUUUGACGGUGCGUGCAGUCGGCGUCUUCGAGAGAGGAAGAGAGAAGUGAGAAUCUCCCUACUGUGGUCGGCUCAGCUGGCCACUGACGGAUUCCCCAGGCCAGCACCAUGCCGGGGCUGCUGGGCGUGGCGACGCUGCGAGCGGCACCUCGUCUCGGUGGCGGGGUUCGUGCCGCUCUGGGGGGCUCUCCCCCCUGGGGGUGCAAUCUCCCCCGACGAGGUCACACGGCUUCCUGCCUGGUGUACGCGGAGCACGGGGAACCGGCCAAAGUUGUGAAGAUGGAGGAGCAGCUGCUGCCCCCCGUUGGCGAGAGGGAGGUGCUGAUCCGCAUGCUCGCUGCUCCCAUUAACCCCGCCGACAUCAACAUGCUGCAGGGGAAGUACGGGAUCCAGCCCCCGUUGCCGGCCAUCGGGGGGAACGAGGGUGUGGGGCAGGUGGAGGAGGUGGGGUCAAAAGUCACGAAGGUCAAACCAGGCGAUUGGGUCCUCCCGGUGGGCUCAGUGUUUGGCACGUGGAGGACGGCUGGCGUGUGCUCCGAGGAUGCCAUGGUGACGGUGCCACGUGACCUGCCGCUGCUGUCCGCCGCCACCAUUCACGUGAACCCGGCAACGGCGUACUGCAUGCUGCACGACUUCACUCCGCUAAAACCAGGCGAUGUGGUGAUCCAGAAUGGGGCGAACAGCGCGGUGGGGCAGGCGGUGAUCCAGAUCGCGGCCUCCAUGGGCGUAAGAACGGUUAACAUCGUCCGAGACAGGCCGGAGCUGGGGAAAUUGGUGGAGAAGCUGAAGGCGAUGGGCGCAGACUUCGUUCUCACUGAGGAGGAGCUCAGGAAGGUGGAGGCCAAGGAGCUGUGGAAGAAGCUCCCCAAGCCUCGACUUGCGUUCAACUGCGUCGGAGGGAAGAGCGCCACGGAGCUUCUUCGCAAUAUCGAGCGAUCUGGCACCAUGGUGACGUAUGGAGGGAUGUCGAGGCAGCCCGUCAUCAUCCCCACGAGUGCGCUCAUCUUUAAUGACAUCAAGGUGCUGGGAUUCUGGAUGACCCAAUGGAAACGGCAUUAUGCUCAGGACGGUGAGCGGCAGGCACGCAUGCUGUCGGAGCUCUGCAGCCUGGCACGCGUGGGGAAGCUGACCGCCCCCAUGUGUAACGAGGUCCCUUUCCACGACUUUCAAGUUGCUCUAGAGGCCGCGGUGAAGCCCUUUCUGUCAGAGAAACAGAUCCUGGUCAUGUGACCCCUCCCCAAAACAUAUGCCGCCCCUUUCACACGCCAAGUUGCCAAGACGCGGCUGAAGGUUUUCCCAGCCAGUUUCUAAGUCACAUUGAGGUCAUAGUGUCGCCCUGCUUGAUCAAGCAACAGUGCAGACCUGAACCAGUUAAAAAUGUCACAUUUCCAUGUUAGAGCCAGUCUAUUCAUGAUAUUGCAGUGGAAUAAAUGUUAUGGACCCCGAAUAAAUCGUGAGUAAGGGUGAUCUAUAUGCAGAGCCACCUGGCCCAAAUACAGAAAUUAGUCCAGGGCGAAAAUGGGAAAUGAACUUGAGCCCUGCUAAACUGUUUGAAGUUGUACGUCGUUAACGUGGCUAGGUGACUUGGUGAGUUCGUGAAGUACAUGUCGGAGAGCUGGGCUGACACUGCAGAGACGCCGAGUUGAAAUCCAGGAUUCAGCCAUCCACGUAUAAACCAGGUUCUCAGGUGUAGCCAGUUGAUGGUCUCCACGCAGUCACCAGUACAUUUACAAACAGCACUUUUGUCAGUCCACUUUUGGAUGAGGACCCCCUCAUUUGAUCAUACUUUACCACACCGAUUUGGUUUCCAAAUCGUAGUAAUCUUGAUUCUUUGUUUAAACAUUUGGGUUUGACUGCCAUGUGACGAUAAUUUGUAUAACACGGCACGUGGAAAAGUGCAAUAUGCCUUGGUGUGUGGAUGAGGGUAAUGUGAAUGAAUUUCAGCAGUACUGUAAUAUCUACGUCCACGGGCCGUUCUCUGAAUGAACCCUUUUUCAUAACGAUGCCGAUUGCACACGUAAUUUUAUAUUUUGCCAUGCAACACUCCACAUGGCAACCACUGAGUGUGGGUAAGCCCCUAUAGACCUGAGAACAGACACAUUAGUGAUGUCAUCUUGUUUAGAAUCACUCCCUGACUUAAUGUGAAGCUACGCCCGCUCAUUGUGAGAGUUGCAAAUGGAAAUAUAUUCGUUGUAUAGCAUUCCAGUUUAUCAAUGCCAUAAUUAUAAUGCAGUAAAAAAUUAUUAAUGAUACAAACAACAGAAAUUGUACACUGUCUUGAUGUGCCAUAAGUCACACUGGCGUAAAUUGUUUUUGAUACAAUAAACAUAAGAUAUACUUCCACAGUACAGUGGUUAGCACACUGGACUAUGAAUAAUGGGUGAUACAUAAUUUACAUAUAAAUAGCAAAAUUCACAAA
This is a messenger RNA of Petromyzon marinus (sea lamprey), 2496 nucleotides long. Its product is annotated as enoyl-[acyl-carrier-protein] reductase, mitochondrial-like. The record is from RefSeq and is a predicted model, not a curated record. Gene Ontology annotation, cellular component: mitochondrion. Gene Ontology annotation, molecular function: oxidoreductase activity. Gene Ontology annotation, biological process: fatty acid metabolic process. Lineage: Eukaryota; Metazoa; Chordata; Hyperoartia; Petromyzontiformes; Petromyzontidae.